CAGGCUGGGUGUCAAUGCAACACGCCCUGCCCUGCCGCCGGCUGGCUGCAGCUGCUGCGGAGCGGAGCAAUGGCUGCCACCGGGGUGCUCCCCUUCAUCCGGGGGGUCGAUCUGAGUGGGAACGACUUCAAGGGUGGCUAUUUUCCGGACCACGUGAAGUCCAUGACCAGCUUGCGAUGGCUGAAGCUGAACCGGACCGGCCUGUGCUACCUGCCAGAGGAGCUCUCUUCCCUCCAGAAACUGGAGCACCUGUCUGUGAGCCACAACAGCCUGACCACGCUCCACGGAGAGCUCACCGGCCUGCCGUGCCUCCGGGCAAUUGUGGCUCGAGCGAACAGCCUGAAGAAUUCCGGCGUCCCCGACGACAUUUUCCAGCUCGAUGACCUCUCGGUGCUGGACCUGAGCUACAACCAGCUCACAGAGUGUCCCCGGGAGCUGGAGAACGCCAAGAACAUGCUUGUGCUCAACCUCGGCCACAACAGCAUCGAUACCAUCCCCACCCAGCUCUUCAUCAACCUGACGGACCUGCUGUACCUGGACCUGAGCGAGAACCGGCUGGAGAGCCUCCCGCCCCAGAUGAGGCGCCUGGUGCACCUUCAGACCUUGAUCCUGAACCGCCCAGCUCCGGCAGCUGCCCGCCAUGACGGCUCUGCAGACCCUCCACCUGAGGAACACGCAGCGCACGCAGAGCAACCUGCCCACCAGCCUGGAAGGCCUGACCAACCUCGCCGGGCAGGGCCUUCAACUCCGGCCUGCCUGAGCCCGUCGCUGGCAGCUCCCUCUUCCCCGAUGGCAGCCCGGCGACGGCUGAGCCGGGUCCCCGAGUGCCUCUACACCCUCUCCAGCCUGCGCCGCCUCAACCUGAGCAGCAACGAGAUCGCGGAGCUCUCCCUCUGCAUCGACCAGUGGACCCAGCUGGAGACCCUCAACCUGUCCCGCAACCUGCUCACCUCGCUGCCCUCCGCCAUCUGCAAGCUGAUCAAGCUGAAGAAGCUGUAUCUGAACUCCAACAAGCUGGACUUCGACGGCAUUCCCUCGGGCAUCGGCAAGCUGGCCAGCCUGGAGGAGUUCAUGGCCGCCAACAACAACCUGGAGCUGAUCCCCGAGAGCCUGCUAGGGGCUGCCCCUGAUCCGUGGCCCGUCUCUCCCCAUGUCCAGUCCGCCAUCUGCAAGCUGAUCAAGCUGAAGAAGCUGUAUCUGAACUCCAACAAGCUGGACUUCGACGGCAUUCCCUCGGGCAUCGGCAAGCUGGCCAGCCUGGAGGAGUUCAUGGCCGCCAACAACAACCUGGAGCUGAUCCCCGAGAGCCUGCCGUGGGCCCUGCUGGCUGGAUUAACCCUGGGCCCCGGCGUGCCCACUGCUGGGCAUGGCUUUCCUGGUUGGUGGGCCGGAUUCGGCCGGGGACCGGAUCUUGCCUUCCCCUGCCCUAGCAAGAUCCUCUGUGCGGGGGAUGCUGUGGAGUCCAGGCCUGGGAGAAGCCCCCCCGCCCUCCCCUCUCGCCCCCCCGCCCGGCAGGAGAACGGGGACGUGAAAUACACGGACCUGAAGACGCGCCGGUGGGACCAGAGCCUGGAGAAGCCGCAGCUCAACUACUCGGAGUUCUUCACGGAGGACGUGGGGCAGAUCCCCGGCGUCUCCGUCUGGCAGAUGGAGAACUUCGUGCCCACCCUGGUGGACGAGGCCUUCAACGGGAAGUUCUACGAGGCCGACUGCUACAUCGUGCUGAAGACGUUCCUGGACGACAGCGGCUCCCUGAGCUGGGAGAUCUAUUACUGGAUCGGGCAGGAGGCCACGCUGGACAAGAAGGCCAGUGCGGCCAUCCACGCCGUCAACCUGCGCAACUACCUGGGGGCCGAGUGCCGCACCGUGCGGGAGGAGAUGGGGGACGAGAGCGACGAGUUCAACCAGGUGUUUGACCACGAGAUCUCCUACAUCGAGGGGGGCACAGCCAGCGGCUUCUACACCGUGGAGGACGCGCAGUACAUCACCCGGCUGUAUCGGGUCUACGGGAAGAAGAAUGUUAAGCUGGAGCCUGUGGCGCUGAAGGCUGCCUCGCUGGACCCCCGGGGGCUGGCCUGCUGGGAUAGGGGUGGUCACCUGCAGGCCCCCGUCUGGGAGCAGAAGCUGCAGAGAUCAGAGGAGGAGGAGGAGGAGGAGAAGCAGCCGGAGGAAGACUUCCAGUGCAUCGUGUACUUCUGGCAGGGGCGCGAGGCCUCCAACAUGGGCUGGCUCACCUUCACCUUCAGCCUGCAGAAGAAGUUUGAGAGCCUCUUCCCCGGCAAGCUGGAGGUCGUGCGCAUGACCCAGCAGCAGGAGAACCCCAAGUUCCUGUCUCACUUCAAGAGGAAGUUCAUUAUCCACAAGGGCAAGAGGAAGUCCAAGGAGGACAACCUGCAGCCCAGCCUGUACCACGUCCGCACCAACGGCAGCGCCCUCUGCACCCGGUGCAUCCAGAUCGGCACCGCCGCCAGCCUGCUCAACUCGGAGUUCUGCUUUAUCCUGAAGGUGCCGUUCGAGAGCACCGAUAACCAAGGCAUCGUCUACACCUGGGUGGGCCGGGCCGCCGACCCCGAGGAGGCCAAGCUGGCUGAGGACAUCAUGAACCACAUGUUCGAUGACUCGUACAGCAAGCAGGUGAUAAACGAAGGGGAGGAGCCAGAGAACUUUUUCUGGGUUGGUAUCGGGGGCCAGAAGGCCUAUGACGAAGACGCCGACUACAUGAAGUACUCGCGGCUGUUCAGGUGCUCUAACGAGAAAGGCUACUUCGCCGUGUCGGAGAAGUGCUCCGAUUUCUGCCAGGACGACCUGGCGGACGACGACAUCAUGCUGCUGGACAACGGCCAGGAGGUUUACAUGUGGGUGGGCACCCAGACGAGCCAGGUGGAAAUCAAGCUGAGCUUGAAAGCUUGCCAGGUAAGGCUGGGCUGGAGCAUCUCCAGGGGCUCCCGGGCUACGAAUGGAGGCUGGUAACUGGGGGGGGGGGAGCACACUGCUGCA
Messenger RNA from Pelodiscus sinensis (Chinese soft-shelled turtle), 2997 nucleotides. Lineage: Eukaryota; Metazoa; Chordata; Testudines; Trionychidae. The record is from RefSeq and is a predicted model, not a curated record.